This is a messenger RNA of Gekko japonicus, 562 nucleotides long. RefSeq names its product PRELI domain-containing protein 1, mitochondrial-like. Gene Ontology annotation, biological process: phospholipid transport. Gene Ontology annotation, cellular component: mitochondrial intermembrane space. The annotation marks the transcript as partial. The record is from RefSeq and is a predicted model, not a curated record. NCBI's taxonomy places the organism in Eukaryota, Metazoa, Chordata, Lepidosauria, Squamata, Gekkonidae. The transcript is spliced from 3 exons. Gene Ontology annotation, molecular function: phosphatidic acid transfer activity.
CACAUUUUCCUGAUCUCUGCUGGGUUCUGCUUCCACACUGACUAUGGCUUUCUCUGCUACUUGGGCUUUGGCUGAAUAAAGCCCAUUCAAGACUGCUUAGAACACACACACACAUCUAAAAUGCCUUUGUCUCCUCUCCCCAGUAAACAUGUCCUGACAGAAGAUAUCGUGUACCGGAAAGUGACAGAAGACCAGAAGCUGCUUUCCAGGCGGCUCCUAACUAAGACCAACAGGAUGCCCCGCUGGGCAGAGCGCUUCUUUCCAGCCAAUGUUGCUCACUCUGUCUACAUCCUAGAAGAUUCCAUUGUGGACCCACAGAACCAAACUAUGACCACAUUCACCUGGAACAUCAACCAUGCACGUCUUAUGGUGGUGGAAGAACGCUGUGUUUACAAAGAGAACCCAGACAACAGUAGCUGGACAGAAGUCAAGCGGGAAGCUUGGGUCUCCUCCAGCCUAUUUGGUGUCUCACGUGCAGUCCAGGAGUUUGGUUUGGCCAGGUUCAAAAGCAACGUGAGCAAGAGCACCAAAGGAUUUGAGUAUAUCCUGGCCAAAAUGCAAG